This is a messenger RNA of Coregonus clupeaformis (lake whitefish), 4326 nucleotides long. It is a transcript of the gene sh3d19, whose product is annotated as SH3 domain containing 19. Gene Ontology annotation, biological process: protein transport to vacuole involved in ubiquitin-dependent protein catabolic process via the multivesicular body sorting pathway. The transcript is spliced from 21 exons. Lineage: Eukaryota; Metazoa; Chordata; Actinopteri; Salmoniformes; Salmonidae. Gene Ontology annotation, molecular function: protein binding. The coding region runs from base 119 to 3562 and encodes 1147 amino acids. Gene Ontology annotation, cellular component: ESCRT-0 complex. The record is from RefSeq and is a predicted model, not a curated record.
UAUUUGUAUUUUGAGUGAACUGUGCCUUUAAGAUCAGAGCAGAGGGUCAUUUUGUUGUAGUGUUCCAUUGACCUUUCUCAGUAGAGCAGGAGAGUGACAGUAGAGUGGUACUUCCUGAAUGACCACAUUCCAUUUGAUCACAUUAGCCAAGUCAACACACCAGCCAGUAGGGAGCGAGAUGGACCCCUCCCUUUCUCUGUUGUCAUUCGUGGUCGUGGAGUUUGUGUUUCUUUACACAGUCACACAGCAUGGGAAAGAAGGGAGGGACUUGAAGGAAAUAAUACACACCGUUUUGGACAUUUGUAACAUUUUGUUUAAAACGUUAACAGAUCGAACAGAGAGAAAUAAGCCUGAGGCUUUUCAUUCCAGCCAAGGACCUCUGUCCACAAUACGAGCUGCCAUCAAGAGAACGAGAACCAGCACCCAAAGUGAACAGACCAGAGACAGAAGACGUCCAGAGAUCACCAUCCUGUCAGCCGAGCCGCUCACCGCCAACGGCUGGUUCCCAGGGGCUUCUGGGGGAUUUACGGCAGCCCCGCCUCCCUCCCAGCCCAUCUGGGGGGGCAGCAUCCAAUCAGAAACCCAGCCCCCACCAUCCUAUGACCAGGUGAUCAAAGAGAAGACCCAGGAGACCGUUGUCACGCCGACAGCCACCCCUCGGAGAUCAACGACCAUCGCCACCCAGACCGACCCUGUGGAGGAUGACGCCGCCGCUGGCCCAGAAUGCACUGCAGCCUCACAGCCAAUCGAGAAGAGACAGUCUACAGUGAAAAUAAAGCCUAAAAAGCCACCAAGGCCAUACUUACCCAAGCCUUUACAAAGUGACUCUACCACUGCAACAGCUGUAUCUGAUUCUAGUCUCAUCCAAGUAGACGCCACAGCCACUAACACUGAGAACCAAACUGACCCCAAGUCAGCCGCAACCCAAGCCAGCCCAAUAGAUUCCAGCUGUACAAUCCCAAACACCCGGUCUCUCUCUCCAUCUGUUUCUGUACAAUGGGAUGUGCCAAUAAAACCUUCGGAACCCAGCACUAUCACUACGUUCUUAGAACCUACAGUCCCCUCCUCAUCAGUCCCAGUAGCCACUGAACGUCCCACCCCUCUUCCUCGUUCUAAAUCUCACAAACAGCCAAUCACAGAGGAGGUCAAAGUUCAGACUCUGGUCAGGCUCAAUGGUUCCAGCUCUGUAGCUGACACAGCAGUCGAGGCUCCUCCCUCAGGGAAGUACCUACAGGAACUAUUAGAUGUGUUUUGUCCCGAGAACCAAUACGACCAGAACACUAGUGACGCUAGUGACUAUCAGACGCCAACUGACGGGAGCGACCAAAGCGAGGAAGGUGACGAGGACGGUGACAUGGCCGCCCUUCACAGCCAACGUAACAUCCGGGCCCGGAUCCAGGCCUUUGAGAGCCAGGAGGGCGAUGGGGAACCAGAGUUCAAACGACCAGAGCCUCUACCCAGGAACGCGCACCUCAAGCCCCCUGUGAUUUCAGCCAAACCAGCCCCAGCCCUGGCCCCCAAGCCCUCAAUCAAGAAGCCCAGUAACGGGAAUAACUACCAGGGGGCGAUCUCCAUUUUCUCCACUCCCUUUAUUCCCUCCAACCCAACCCCAGCACCCAGACCCGUGCUCUACAGAAAACCCAGUGUAGUCCCAGAACCCAAGGAACCAGAACCAGAGGCUCCAUCCCCCACCAAGACAGCCAUCCUUUCCCGGUCGCGGCUCUCCAUAGCGGCCAGAGCCAAGAGCCUCUUCCCCCAAGAGGAGGAUGAACCCAGGUUGGUACCUCCUAUCUCUCCAGAGAAGCCUCGCAAGGAGCCGCUGGGCCUCAACCUCAACAACCACAACUCGGCCUCCAUCACCACCACAGAGCCUGCAGUUGGCAUUAAAGACCAUAUCCCAGUGAAGCCUGUGCGUAGUGAUGUGGGCGGCAGUGGCUCCUUCACCAGACAGAGUGUAACCAGAAGACCCACCACCAUUAGAGUGCCCAGUAAAGGAAAACUGUUCGAUGGGACUUUGGACAUCCCUCCUCCUCUCCCUACACAGAAGCCUGUGGGGUCACAGCCAUCCCCCGUGACCUUUAAACAAAGCAUCUCAAGCUUCUUCCCCUUCCAGGAGUCCUUUGAUUCUGAGCCCAUACCGGACCUCCCUCCUCGGCCUGGUGGAGCUAAGGUCCUCCCUCCUCGCCCACCUCCAGCAAAAGUUGGCCCAGGAAGGCCACCCCCACCCCGGAUAAAUGGUCCACGUCAAUCCCUCUCCACCCGUAGAGCACCAGCUUCAUCAGCAGCUCCAUCACCCAAGCAGCCCCAGGCUCAGAAGACCAAGAGGAAGGGACCUGUGCUUCCCCCCAGGCCCAACCCUGGCCACCGUCUCUACAACCAAUACACGCUUGGACUUCCCCAUGGGAUAGCAGAGUUUGACUACAAUGGGAGAGACACAGGGGAACUCUCAUUCCAGAAAAAUGAGUUGCUGCUGCUGGUCGAGCAGCUCGACCACAAGACCUUUGAAUGUCAAGUGGGAGACAUCCGGGGCCGAGUCCAGAAGUCUCACAUGAAAGUCAUCACUCCUCUCUCCAGUGCCCCAGCUAAACCAGCUCUGUCACAGGGUGCCAGCCCAGUUGGGUCUCGUAGAGGCAGCAGUGGUCUGCAGGUGCAGGUCCUCCAUGACUUUACCCCAGAGGGUCCAGGGGAGCUGGGUCUGAGGGCGGGGGAUGUGGUGACCAAUGUGGAGCAGGUGGACAGUGAGUGGUACCGCGGCUCCUGUAGAGGCUCCUCUGGCUUCUUCCCUGUCAACUACGUCAAAGUUAUGUCAAAUGCACCAACACCGACCAAUGCAAAGAAGGCAAGGCCCCCACCUGCAACAGUCAGUGGGCCGAGGUGUGUGGCACGGUUCGACUUCGAGGGUGAGCAGAGUGACGAGCUAACCUUUUCUGAGGGAGACGUGAUUCAGCUAAAGGAGUACAUGGAAGAGGAGUGGGCGAGGGGACAGAUAGGGGCUCACACUGGAGUCUUCCCCAUCAACUUUGUGGAUAUCAUAGAAGAUCUUCCUCCUCCUCCACAACCACAACCCCAACGACAGCAAUCAUUCCCAAUCAAGAUGGCACUACCUGGCAUGGUUUCUUCAACCAAGACCCAAGAGGCUGCCAAACCCAUACAGUCUGGUUGGUCAGGAGUGGAGUGGGCCGUGGCUCUGUAUGACUUUGUAGGCCAGACAGAAGAGGAACUGUCCUUCCAACAGGGAGACCGUAUCCUGGUCACAGAGCAUGUAGACGCCGAGUGGUGCUCUGGAAGGCUCAACGGUAGAGAAGGAUUCUUCCCCACAGCCUUCGUAGAGACCAGCUCAGGCAACUCUCCAGUGUGGGACAGACAGCAGAGUGUGCCUAAUGGAGAAGGAAGCAGAGGGAAAGCCCUGUUCGACUUCACAGCUGAAUGUGAUGAGGAGCUCUCACUGAAGGCGGGGGAUAUCAUCACCAACUUGGAGUCCAUUGACGAUGAAUGGUUCCUGGGAGAGUUGAGGGGGAAGCAAGCGUUGGUGCCUAAGAAUUAUGUGCAAGUGCUGUCAUGAGUAAUCUACCGUUAACAAAGACACUGGGGCACUACGGGAACCAUUUUGUGUCUGUGGUUUCAUCUCAAGUAAUGACUUUGAACUAUGGAAAUAUGAGACCCUGAAAGACGAUAGGAAACUGAAUAUUCCAAAGAACCAAAGUGCCUAUUUGCCCCACUGGACUGCAGUAGUUCUCUAAUUUGAAUGCUGAAAAAUUGUCCAGUCAAUCUCCCACAGAAGGCUAUUGGGCGUCUUUUCGAAUGCAAUAUUGUUUUUUUAAUAGUAUUUAUAAAUGUGAAAGGAUCACUUUAUUUGGAUAGUCAAUCUGUAUAUGCUUUACAGGUGGUCAUACUAUCUGCUGAUAAGCAAUUGCUUGGUAAGGUUUGUUAGGAUAAGGGUUAAGGUUAGUUACUGAUAGUCUGUAGAGCAUCUACAGAUUGACUAUCCAAAUAAAGUGUUACCUGUGAAAGUAAUAAAAUAACUUUGUAUGACAAUGCAUCUACGAUAAUGGCUGGCUGUAACUGAUAAGUAAAUUGAACAGGCAUUUAAAUGACCCGAGGGGUUCAUGCCACAAAACCUUUGUCAGCCUUGUUCCAAUCCAGAUAUGCACGAUGUUGACCACACUAUUGCACAUUAAAUAUAGCCGGUGUAGUACACUAUUUCCUCAAAAUAUGAAUUGUGGUUCUUACAAUACUGCAUGUAUGUAGACCCUAAAAAAAAGCAUUUUCUGGUAAUUUAUUGUUCUCAAAUGCUGAGCUGGUUCAUGAAAUAAAGAUUUGUAUUAA